AUGGAUUUUGCGAAGUGGAUCGACAACUUUUGCCCACCGUUGAGUGGGGAGACGAAAUACAUCACAAGCUUCGACGUGAGUGGUUUUGCUCGACCUUGGAUGCUAGCCUGGAGGAGUGACUUUGGAACUUCGGGUCUGUAUGAUCCGGACAUGUUCCUGGAGCUGAUUCAGCUCAUCAUGAGCGAGGGGUUUUUGACCGACCCUGAUCAGAUUUCGGUUGAGAAACUCAGUUGCUGCCAAGUGCCAACAUGCUUCCUAGAUGGGAGCUACGAGGCGAUGCCGAACCUCUACCAGCACCUGCUUCCCCCAUUCAGCGUGGGUUAUUUGAAAGGUUGGAAGCGCGCUCUUGGGCUUCUGACAGUGUUGGCGGCCAUCCGUGAGCUCAACUUGGAGAGCUGCGUUGGUCACAGUUUUCUCGCGACAUAUGGCACAAUUCACGUCAACUUUGCCCUCAAGGAUGCAGACGUCAGGACACAAAUUAUGGAGUGGGACAAUGCCACAGCUGUGGCAAAAGCAUUUGCAAUCGGAAAGGGCGAAGCCGCAGCGGUGAGUGCCCUGAUGAGCGAUGUGAAUGGAUUGUUUCUCUCGCGAAUCACCGAGUCAGUGAAGAUUCGGGGCAUGCAUCGCUUCUUGACUCAUGAUGCCAUAGGCCGUGGUAUAUUCAGCACCGGAUUCUCCUCUGGCAUUGGCAACAUUGAAGCUUGGAAAGAUGAGCUCACGAACCGUGACGAUCAGGAAUUGGUUGGAUUGUUCUUGCAGCGCUUGGAGUUUGACCAUGACCACUGCUUUGUGGAUAGCCGCAAGGCUUGCAACUUCAACCAGGCUUGCAAACUCCAUCAGCUUUGCGGGCUCUACUUGUUCUUUCUGCAACGGUUGAGGGACAUCGCGCCAGCAGCAGAUUUCCCCACAAUCUCCGCUGGGCUUUUGGAUCAGUUCCUACAUGGCUAUCUUGAUGGUGAUUUGGGUCACUCGCUGGAAAGCUCAGUACCACCAGGAGAUUUAUCUUCCAUUGGUGCGUUCAGGCGGCCCUUGGGGAGCCAUGUCGCUCAGAUUCAAUCGGUUCAGCGAGAGCAGCAGGAGCAAAGAUCGCAAGAACUGGCCCGUGCUGUUGCAGAGGCAACGUUCAAGCAGCUCGAGGCACAGAUUGAAAGCGAUUGGGCGGUUCUACGGGCCCAGAUGGGUAGUUGUGAAGAUCAAGCGGUACAGACUGCAAAGGAUUUGAAGUAUGUCCGGGACCGACAACAGACGGGCAAAAUCUAUGUGGAGAAGUGGAUGCAGGAGAAGUGUCACCUGAUCCGUUUGCCUGAUGACAAAGACUACAACGGGGUGCUGCCGCAGUUCAUGACGUUCACUGAGCAGUUUCGGGGCAUUCCCGGGGACAUGUACAUGCUGUGUUUGCUGGACUUUACCGUGAUGCCGAACAGUGCCAAGCAGGUCAACACUGCCGUGAAUGUGCUGAGCACGAUUCUUGGGAUGAGCUCGGCAAACCUGGGGCAUGUUCAGCUUCCUGCUUUUCAGAAGCAAACCAAGCAGGCGACCGUGGUGACCCACCGCAGGAACAUCGAGGAAAUGAUGCUCAAGCAAGGGCUCUCCGUUGCCUCGCAAAUUGUGCUCUUAUUCGAUAAGUCAGAGUGCCUCAACUCCGACUCUCGUGCAUCUCAUCAGGUUUGCAUUGCUGCCCACCACAAGUCCUUUACUUCUGCCUUCCAAAGUUGUGAAGCAGUGCAACUGGGCCGUGUGGAGUCACUCCCCCUCAUGCCAGUGUCCGAAUUCUAUGAUUACGAUGACACAUCAAAGCCAGGGAAAGGUGUGAAAACGCACAUCGGUAUGUUGGAAGCCUACCAGAAGGGCAUGAACUUGAAGAAUACCGACCGCUUCAUUGUCUUUGAUGUGGUCCCGAACAGGCAUACCGAGUUUGCCCGUGCUGCAAUGGAGAUGAAUUUGACUGGCAACGGGACCAUCUAUUACUGCGGGAUCGUGGAGGAAAAGUUCGCUGACAUCACGUCGAAACUUCAGAGUGCUUGCUACGAGAAAUGGGAUGCAUCUGAAGAAGCGCCACCGAGAACACGACCUGCUGCAGCAGCAGAUUCUCAGAGUGGGUCAGCUCAGGUCCCAUCAUUACAGGUUCUCGCCUUCAACACCAGCUUGAACAAACCAGUGUGGCCAGAGGUUCUUUCUCAGCGCUUUGCUGAUGGCCCAGAGUUGGCAGCCCUGAAAACCUUGAAGGCCAAGUUUGAGAUGGAAUUUGGCCGAGCAUCGCAACCGCAAACGGCAACCACCUCCCGCGUGGCUGGCUCUUGCGAUUUCUCUUUCGAUAGCGCAUGUCCACUCGACACUGGCCUAGAAAUUGACUUGGCAGCAGUUCCUGUGACAAGUUUGUCAACAGACAGGCUUGCGAUGACCCAAUCGAAGAACGGGAAGCCAUCUGUGAUUCUGAUGAAGGAUUAUUCCUUGUGGCUCAUGAAUCCAACCGACAGCAAGAUGGACAUUGCCGCCGGAGAAAUCUGCGGGUUUGGAACAGGGGCAUUUGAGGAAAUGAUUAUCCGAGAAGACCGCGACCUGACAGAAUGUUCCUCCUUGGUGUUCCGUUUGAAGUCGGACAUGGACUUGGUAGUCCACAAGCGAACUUCGACUUUGAUGCCCUUUUGUGCCUUCAUGCGGAUGCUCGCUGUGGACCAUGGGCUCGGCAGCUGUGAAGUGGAUUCCCAUUUGGUCAGUGCCAAGUACCAUCCUUCUGUAGAUGGAAACGACCCUGUGCCGGUCAGCUUUCGAUAUGGAGUGGCCCCAUUGGCAUCGAUGAAGGCUUGGGUGUUCAAACCGCAUUCGCCAGCAGCCGCUGGCGAGGCUGACACCGUGAAGUCUGGAGUUCUUGGCGCUCACUACAGUGGAAACUUCCACAAAGUCAUUCGCAAUCGCCGAGCUUCAGUUAUUUGGGAGGCUGCCAUGCGACAUUGA
Molecule: messenger RNA, 2955 nt
Organism: Cladocopium goreaui
Lineage: Eukaryota; Dinophyceae; Suessiales; Symbiodiniaceae
Source: the annotation of a GenBank genome assembly